GUGAGGAGAAGUUCCUUUUAGGUUCAUACAGAGAAUCUGUGGACAUUUGGAAAAGGUCUCUUUGUGAAGUCAAGGCAAAAGGAGGAAAGAGAGCAUCUUAUCUUCAGAGUAGAUACUAUCUUGCGAUAUUAUUUUGCCACCUCUAUCAAUAUAACUUGCGUGAGGCUCAGGGACUCUGUGAUCAUCUGGUAGGAGAAAUUCUAAGGAGAUCACAGCUCUCAGUGAGUCAGAUGGAAAAAUUUUCUGAUACCAAGUAUUUUCAUCAUGAACUAUGGAUGGUGACAGAUAUUCACACUGAAACUGCUAUGGCUGUGGUUCGAUCCAUGGCACGAUUCAUGGCUGCCUAUUUCACAAAUCAGCUGCUCUAUGUCUUUCCCCCACACAAUGUUGACAUCCUGCAUCCGCUUCACAUCAAACAAGACUUACCUCCUCGUAUUAUUCCACUGCAACACUGUUUGGUUACUAGAGCUGUCAGGGAUCAGAACCUUUCAUCUGUGUGGACAGCUGAAUAUGCUCUUGAUUUGUUCUUCAUUGGUGGACUCAUUCCAGAGGCUGUGUGGUUAACACACAGACUUGGGGACUGGAAACUGUCUGUUUCAAUUGGUAUAGCUUACCAGCUGUAUUGUCAGAACUCCAGUGAAUUCUCAAGGUCUUAUCCCCCAGAGCCUCCCCUGCCAUUAAGCUUAUCACCAAUGCAGACGUUUCAGGAAAAGUUACAGUCUUUGUUAGGACAGCCAGCUACUUCUGAAACAUCAGGAUGUAUUAAAUACAAGCAGUUUACAGAUCCCAUUGAAGAGGAAGAUGCAGAUGUUCUUUAUAAUUCAAUACAGGAACUACUGAAAGCAGCUGUUAUGGCAAAUGCUGAUAUCCUCUCAGAGACAUUUCAGCUUUUGAUGGAUUCUGCCAAGGAUCUCAGCAGAAAAUUGUAUGGCUUAAUUCCAGAUGGGCUUUAUCUUCCAGCACCACCGUUAUACUGUCCUCAGCCAGCUGCUCUCAGCAAAGAAGACUGCAAUGACAUUCUUUUAAAAAUUGAGAGAGAAGGUCGUCAGAAGGUGUCAGGAGUUCUCCAGCGAAUUAUCUUGCUCUUCCGGGCUGCUCGUUGCUCCUGCCCUGCAGCACAGUGGUAUAUUGCACAGCUGAAGUGGGCAAGAAAAGUGAUGCAAAAAAUUCGUGUGAAAGGGUCUCUGCCUUCACUGAGUCCAUUCCCAGAGACUUUGCUCCGUUACUGCAGCUUCCGCACUGUUUUCCACAGAUCUACAUCUUCUGGGGACCAUCAGUUUGAUGAUGUUACUUGUAAAAUUUUAGGUUGGUUCAGAGAGCUAUGUGCAUUGUGUUGGAUGUUUCAUGUGCGUGAAAGGUUAUCUGACAACUGUAGGAGGUACCAAACAGCAAGAGAAAAUAUUAACAAUUGUGAGGAUCUGAAGAAGAAAGGGCAUGAUGCCUCCACAGUUGAGCAUUGUCUGAAUGCAGUGGAGUGGGCUUGUCGAAUGCUUCCUUUCUGCAGGUUCAUGAAUGUUGAAGAAUUAGUUCAAGACAUAAUUUUGAGUCUGCUUGGAGAGUUGCCACCAGUGAAAAAGGUGGCAGAGAUUUUUGUAAAAGCAUUUCCUAAUCCUGAAGACGUAAGAGUUCCACUAAGAGAUAAAUAUCAUGGACUUCAGCAGCGACUCAGACAUAGUAUCAUUAAAGUGGGUCCUGAAAGUGAAGAAAUGAUGUCUGUUGUUAUACAGAGUACAGAAGAAGUGAGACUGAAGGCUUUAAGACGUGUAAUAAGGAACAUAGGCCCCAUCGAAAUUAAUAUUUGGGAGCCAGCAGAAGAUGGAGCAGCAGAUGAUGAGGAACACUGUUAUGAUAGAUUCUCAUUAGGCACUAGUCUAAGCAGAAGCACACUUACUGAUGUUGGAAAUCCUCACAUGUAUAGUGACACUGACACAGCAGAUACACUUUCUGAUGCUUUAUUUACUGAAGAAAUGAGGACUCAAACACCUUCAUUCCAAAGGGGUAACGAAUGUCAGAGACAAGGAGAAACAGUCAGGAAAAGUACCACACUCACGGUGAAAGCUGUUAACGGGAAAACGAAGCAUAAAGACAAAGCCUGUGGAAAAGACAGGCAUAAUCAAUCUCAUUUGCCCAUAGUUGGUGCAUGGGAAUUUGAACGUGAUGAUGAUGAAUACGUUAUUUUUUUAGAACUCUUUUUGAGUUACAUUCUUGAGAGAGACCUGGUAAAGUACAGUGAUGUUGGAAUUCCAUUUCUUACUAGCUUUUCUGGACUUCUUCAAGACCAUGAAUUAAACUCUCUCUUUUUUGAUGUUCAUACAACACUGAAACGCCGGCAAGGCAAAACUAGAAGCCAAAGAGUGUUCAGAGCAGGAUCUUGCUAUACUGUCACACUGGCUUCUUGUGAUCCAGAAAGAGGGCCCAUCUGUAAUGAAAGCCAAAACAUUUUAGAAAAUCCAGCCAUUGUACAGACAACAGAACCUGCUGUGCGUAACCUAUUGAAAGGACUGAAUGAAGGACUGUUUGGUUUAAAACACAAGUCAAUUUACAGACCUCAGAGUGACAGUCAGGGAGUCACUGUUGGAUCAGCAAGCCAGACCUUUCCUAACCAUCUUUUCUCUAGCCUACAAAGUCAGGAAGCUUCUCAAUACAUUUACAAAACUGUUGAUACAGUUGAUACUCUACCAGGAGAAGAACUAACUAUAAAAUUGGUGGGUACGUUGAACAAUAUUGCAAAAUUGCUUGAGUGGAUGGUCAGAUGGUCUGAUAAAAGACUUCUCUGUGGUUCCAAUAAGCAAGACUCCUUAGAAGAGUUUACCCCAAUGAUACAUGUUAAAACAUCAGCAGCUGCUGUCCUUACUUCUUUCUGGCUAUUAGAACAGUUACACAGAGAUGGAUCUCAAGAAAAGACCAUAAAAUUUCAGAGUCCAGAUAAUCAAUAUCCAAAAGAAUUUCCAGCUCUAUCAGAAGUCCGGUCUAGGACAGAAGAUGUAAGUAGUAUGAAUGAAGGUUCUUCCAUACUGGACAGUCCUUCUCCUGGUGACCAGAGUAUUCAAGCCUAUGAUGACCUUCAUGAAAGCAGUUUGGGAGUGUCUACAAAUUCAAAAAAUGUUGAUAAGGAAAUUAAUCAUGGGAAUUAUUCUGUACCUCAUGUGACUGAAGAUCUUAGUGAAGUGGGACCAUUUGUUCAGGAGUUAGAUGUGGCAUCAGAAAGAGAGCUCUUUGAGGAGCCUUAUGAAACUCCAAAGAGUUCCAGUAGCUCUGUAAAGAUCAAACCUGUAGAACAUCAAAGGAGAAAGCAGGUCUCCAUUUCAGAUAUAGAUAGUCCCCAGGAAGAUCAAAAGGCAGAAAAAGCAAAGGAAGAAAAUGCUGAACAGAAUGUCAUGCCUGAGGUUGUUACUAGCACCAUUUCUCACUCAUUCUCUUUAGAACAAGAUGCAGAAGUUCCCAGUAAUGCAGAUAUUUCUGUGAGUGAUGGUCAGCCUUCUCAGACUGCUGUGUCUGCUAGGUCAAGUGUUGCCUCCAACACUUCAAUUUCUGCAAAAAAUCAAGGACUCAUGGAGGAAGUCCCUACACAAGAGAAAUUAAGCACAUCAGAAACUGUCGGACAGAUGCUCCAAGAGGAAAUGUUUAAAUUAGUUCAGCUACAGCAAAUCAACUUCAUGAGUUUAAUGCAAAUAGUGCAGUCAUCCUUUGUCAACCUGCCAAAUGUGCAACAAAUUUUGCAACAGCAUCAAGCUGUUGACCUGGGAGGCAGCCAGCGUGCACGCACUGCUGAAGGCAAGGGCUCCCUGAAAACACAACUGCCCAGUGAAGAAGUUGAAGGAAAACCUGGUCAAAAGAGCUCACAAUCCGAAAGCAACAACGGCAAUAUAAAAAAUCACCUGGAUGUGAGUGUUUCCUUAAGCUUAUUAGAAAGCCACAGUGAAGAAACAGGAUUUAUGCCACCAUCUCAAGAUUUGCCUUCUUUGGUGCCUACUAAACAACUUCAUCUCCUAGCUCCUUCCUCAGACCUCCAGAAAACACCAAAGCUUAUCCCUAUUAAAAAAAGUCUGAAUUACUCAAAUGGAUUUCCUUUGCUUAAGCUUGAAUCAGGUUGUCGUGUCAAACUGGCAUCUUUACAUCCAAUAGAAAUGCCAUCAGCCAAACCACCUGUGGUACCACGAGUGGCUUGGAGCUUGUCAGAUUCCACAAGGAACCAUCAGUCAUCUUACUCACCAAGAAAGAGUGAGUCAGAAGAACAUUUGAACAUGAGUAGAUGUGACCCUGAGGUCCCAAGGCAAAUGCAUAAGGAAGAGAAAAGAUGGGCAGAAGGAGUGCAUAAUGGACCUCCCAAACACUUGAAUCUACAUCAGUAUGAAGAACAGCAAGAAGUUUCACCUUGGCAGCAGUUCACUGCGGAUGUGAAUAUGGACAGAGCACUGAUCACUCAGAACCCUGUUGGUAUUCCACUGUUGCACUUGCAGCUUGACCCAGUACCUAGACCUCCACCAGUUGUAAGACAGCCGAUCACCACUACUUUAAUACCUCUUAAACCUGCAACAAAAGAAUCUGACUGCAGAGAAGCACUGCAGCACACAGGAAUGUCACUACUCCAUGCUAAUUUACCUCAAAAAAAGAAGGCACCAAAACUCAUUCCACUUCAAGAUCUCAUUGCAUUUGAGCAACACCACCAGCAUCAUACCAUGCCCGGUACUUCCUUUGGACAAGAUCAGACUGAACCUAUCCAGUUACUAAGAACUGACGUUGAACCAUUUGAACUAAGAGAUGUGCAGAAUAAUGUAAAAAGGCAAAAGAGACGUGAUCAGAAAGAAAUGAAACAGGAGGAAAAGAAGAAACAAAGUGUGUCCUUCUGCCCAGAUGACUCUGUCAUCUGUAUUAGUGAUACAAUGAUGGCUGUUGAAUCAGUGACUGGGGAUCAACAAGCAAAACGUACCUCUCACCUUCAAGAUUGCUUUUUCAUUUCAAUGGACACAAUGGGGGAAGCAACUACUACUUCAGCAGAUCUACAUUACAUGGCAUCUGUGGGAAAAAAGACAGCAGAAACUCAGGAUGCAAGUACAAAUACUCACUCAGAAUCAUCUAGUGCCCCUGAGAUACUAGCCCCAGACAUGUAUUUAGACCUGAGAUUUCCCACUGAAGUGAGUGAGAGACCUUUGUCAUCCUUUCUGUCAGACGCACCUGAUUCGAGUGAACAUGAAUAUAUCAGCGUGAUUGACAUUGAAGGCAGUGACAUCCUUAACAAUUUGCCCAUGAUACCCGAGUCCGAAGAAGAGUUAGUUACUGCAGAGCAAAAUGAGAAGUUUGAAAUUCCAUCUGCUGCGAAACUUCAUCGCAUGGCAGCUUCUGUUUCUAAUGCAAUUCCACCUGAGGCACUUCAGAAGAAAGAUGAUCAUCUGGAAAGUAUAUCAAGCCAGGUGCAAAAGGAAGAUAAGAAGUUGGAUUCUGAUGGAGACAGAGUAACUUGGAACAUAGUGCAUGACAGAACUUUUCCUUCUUCAGGGCUUUCAUCCAAAGUAAUUGACACAGAAUACUUCUCCCUAACACAGCAGAAAAUGGACAUGCAAUUAGAGAAACUACAGAAAAUAACAGAAGAUGUGGAGAAGGAUUUCAGAAAUACCAAAUUG
Molecule: messenger RNA, 5621 nt
Organism: Merops nubicus (carmine bee-eater)
Lineage: Eukaryota; Metazoa; Chordata; Aves; Coraciiformes; Meropidae
Exons: 29
Biological process (GO): cilium assembly
Cellular component (GO): ciliary transition zone
Source: RefSeq, a predicted model, not a curated record